Ostertagia ostertagi is the source of this 558-nucleotide messenger RNA. The record is from the annotation of a GenBank genome assembly. NCBI's taxonomy places the organism in Eukaryota, Metazoa, Nematoda, Chromadorea, Rhabditida, Trichostrongylidae.
AUGAACUUACUCAAGUAUUUGGGUCAAAUACACGAGACAGUUUCGAGCACUGAUUCAAGAUCGACCGCCUACAUCCCCUAUCAGAUGCUGUUCAAAAUCAUCUGGGAGGUCUGCGAUGGAGUUAGCUACAUUCAUUCCCGCAAUCUGAUUCACCGUGAUUUAGCUGCUCGUAAUGUUCUUCUCACUACUGGAUUGAGAGCUAAAAUUUCUGGCUUCGGAUUUUGUUCCGAUCCUGAAGACCCAAGUUUUCGGGAAGUUCGCCUGCUGUACGGUACCUGCCAAUGGUCUUUCGGUGUACUCCUAUAUGAAAUUUUCACUCUCGGCGAUGUUCCUUACGAAGAUUUGCAAAAACCUGAAGAGAUUGUGGAAUGCGUGUUGCAUUACAGAAUUCCUGCUCAUCCCAAGUAUGCUCCACGGCAGACGUACAACAUAAUGCAGCGGUGCUUCCACCGUUACCCGGAGAGGCGACCGCUCUUCUCUCACCUCAAGGACAUCUUCCAAAUUGAAAUGGAAUCACUGUUCGCGAACCCAGCGUUUGUUGGGGAAGAAGAACAAUGA